Psylliodes chrysocephalus is the source of this 771-nucleotide messenger RNA. The record is from the annotation of a GenBank genome assembly. Lineage: Eukaryota; Metazoa; Arthropoda; Insecta; Coleoptera; Chrysomelidae.
AUGAACAAUCGGAAAUUAUGGAUUUCAAAACAAAUUUUAAAAUAUUCAGCCACUCCUAGAUCGAUAAAAUUAAGGAAAAAUCAUACACUAUUGCAGAAUUUAAAUAAAUCAAUUACAAUUCAAAAUAACAGAUUAUUGCAAAUACAAAAUUUAAAAAGGUUAAUGUCUUCAGAUAGUGCAACACAAGCUAUUGGGCGGCAUUGCUUCCAUAAAGAACUAGAAGAUAUUAUGAACGAACAAGCUAUAGAAGAAUUUAAUGCUGCUUAUGCUUAUCUUACAAUGGCCUUACAUUUUGGUCGGACCGAUAUAGCCUUACCCGGCUGUCAAGGCUUUUUUAUGAACAUGUACGAAGAAGAGUUAGGUCAUGCUACCAUUUUUUUAAACUAUGUACUAAUGAGGGGAGGACAUGCAACUUUAAAAGACAUUAAAGUCCCCGAAUGUACAAAAUAUGACGUAAGAGGAGCUUUUAAAACUGCCAUGAAAAUGGAGAUGCACAUUAAAGAAAGGUUGAGUGCUGUUAAUGAUGUCGCAGAGAAGCAUAAAGACCUUCAUGUCAUGGAUUUAAUAUCAACGGAAUUUAUGGAAGAACAAAAUCGGUCUAUUUGUGAAAUGGCCAGGCUUUAUACCAGAUCUAAAAUGGUGGAUACACAUGUAGGGGAACAUCUAUUCGAUCAGUUUAUAUUUAAGUCAUUUGUUGCAACCGAAAAAGAUAAUUUAAUGAAUAAGCGCAACUUAGAUUUGGAAAAGAGCAAAUUUGAUGUUUAUAGAUAA